AUGGGACCCUCAGAGCUCAUAGACCGUGCCACGUGGGUCCAGUGCUGGCUCCAUGCUGUUCCACGCCGUCGACCCAACUUGACCCUCACACUCAGACACUCACUCACACCCGUCUCCGAGAGCGACAGUUGGGCCCUUCACCUCUCAGGCACUCACUCGCACUUCUCCUCGAGAGAGCGACCCCCUUGGCCCUCCACCCCUCAGCACUCACUCACACCCUCUCGAGAGCGACCCGAACUUGGCCCUCCCCCUCAGGCACUCACUCACACCCUCUCCGAGAGCGACCCAGCUUUGGCCCUUACACCCAGCACUCACUCACCACCCUCGCGAGGUAGCGAACUCCAGUGCCCUUCACACGACAGGACACAGGACAGCGACCAGCUUGGGCACACUCGGCACUCAGGAGCUUGGCCUCCUCACACUCACUCACACCCUCUCCGAGACAGCCGGCUCAUCACCCUCAGCGACCAGCAGACUCUGACAGGACCAGUUGGCCACUCACCCUCAGUCACAAACACCCUCUCCGAGAGCGACCCAGCUUGGCCCUCACCCUCAGGCACUCACUCACACCCUCUCCGAGAGCGACCAGCUUGGCUCACCUUGGCCCUCACCUCAGGCACUCACUCACACCUCUCCGACAGCGACCCAGCUUGGCCCUCACACUCAGGCACUCACUCACACCCUCUCCGAGAGCGGACCCAACUUGGCCCUCCCCCUCAGGCACUCCACUCACACCCUCUCCGAGAGCGACCCAGCUUGGCCCUCACCCUCAAGGCACUCACUCACACCUCUCCGAGAGCGACCCACUUGGCCCUCACACUCAGAACACUCACUCACAGACCUCUCCGACAGCGACCCCAGCUUGGCCCUCACCUCAGGCACUCACUCACACCCUCUCCGACAGCGACCAGCUUGGCCUCACCCCUCAGGCACUCACUCACACCCUCUCCGAGAGCGACCCAGCUUGGCCCUCACACUCAGACACUCACUCACACCCUCUCCGAGAGCGACCCAGCUUGGCCCUCACCCUCAGACACUCACUCACACCCUCUCCGACAGCGACCCAGCUUCACCCUCAUCACUCGCACCUCCCUCACGAGAGCGACCCAGCUCACCCUCAGGCACUCAGACACUCCUCCUCCGAGAGCGACCAGCUUCCGGCCUCUCAGCUCUUCACCCUCAGCCAACUCACUCAGAGCGGACCCCAGCUUGGCUCACGAGACUCAACUCGAGAGCGACCGUCAACUUCCUCGAGAGCGACCCAGCUUGGCCCUCACCCUCAGGCACUCACUCACACCCUCUCCGAGAGCGACCCAGCUUGACCUCAUGUCAACUCACACCCUCUCCGAAGCGACCCAGCUUGGCCCUCACCCAAGCUCACUCACACCUCUCGAUCCCUCACCUCAGACACUCACUCACACCCUCUCCGAGAGCGACCCAGCUUCUCCGUUGACCGCCUCCAGCUGCGAACGUCACCGGCCAUCGCGCCACGUAACUAACCAGUCUCGCAUCGUGUUUAUUCCUACUCGUGUGUAA
Molecule: messenger RNA, 1536 nt
Organism: Penaeus vannamei (Pacific white shrimp)
Lineage: Eukaryota; Metazoa; Arthropoda; Malacostraca; Decapoda; Penaeidae
Source: RefSeq, a predicted model, not a curated record